Molecule: messenger RNA, 1032 nt
Organism: Closterium sp. Yama58-4
Lineage: Eukaryota; Viridiplantae; Streptophyta; Zygnematophyceae; Desmidiales; Closteriaceae
Source: the annotation of a GenBank genome assembly
AUGGCGGAGUGUUUGCGCGCAACGAGCGCGCUGAUCGUGCGCGACCCGCGGUGCGCGCAGGCGGACAACGACCGGUUUCUGGACAUGAUGGAGUCGUACUUCGCGCAACCCAAGACGACGAAGCUUGCGCACUCACGCCCGGAGCUGCACUAUCAGGUGGGAGUGACCCCCGAGGGCGUGGAGAUGCCGCAGAGCGCGCUGGACGAGGUGGUAAGGCGCGCAUGGCGCAGCUCCCCGCGCGCACACCCGCGUCUAUCCGUCCUCUGUUUCCAGUGUGCCUGCCGUAGCGCGCUGGACGAGGCGGUGAAGGCGCGCAUGGCGCAACUCCCCGCGGACAGCCGCCCCCACGCGCCCUCCGGCCCCGACUGCAAGUGGCGCUUCAUGUGGCGCGUCGGUCCCCGCCCCGCGCGCACCAGAUACCAGGAGCUGAACGCGAGUCCAGUGGUGCCGGAGGGGUUUCCUCAGUGGGCAGCUGUGAUGGAUGGGUGGGGAGGCAAGAUGACAGCUGCCGUGGAGGCUGUGGCGGAGAUGCUGGCAAUCGGCUUCGAUCUCCCACAGGACUCAUUUACCUCUCGCAUGCACAUGGGUCCACACCUGCUGGCCCCUACAGGGAGUGACCUGGGAGAGCACGGCUCUCCUGGAACAGUCCUGGCAGGGUACCAUGCAGAUCUCAACUUCCUCACCAUCCACGGACGCCUCCUUUUCAUCAUCCUCCUGGUGUGGCAUGUGUGUGCAUGUGUAACAUGGCAGAUGGAGUGGCUGACAGGAGGAGAGGUGCCGGCAGGAAUGCAUGAGGUGGUGGUGGAUGAGGGCACAGUGGCUGCGGUGCAGAGAGCACAGCAGCAGGGACGCAGCCUCUGGCGAGUCUCCAGUACGGUUUUUGCACAUAUAGCGUCAGAUGAGAUCCUCACGCCCAUUGGGCACUUUGCCACUAGCAAACUGACAUCUAGCUUUCCACCCAAGCCUGCUGGAGAGUUUGUGGAGGAGGAACUAGCAGCCAUUCAGUUGAAAACCACCAGUGGAGGUGGCUGA